Molecule: messenger RNA, 546 nt
Organism: Acanthocheilonema viteae
Lineage: Eukaryota; Metazoa; Nematoda; Chromadorea; Rhabditida; Onchocercidae
Source: the annotation of a GenBank genome assembly
AUGUUGACUAACGAGGGAGUGUACAAUGAAGCACCUGAAGUAACAAUGGAGCAUGGAGCUCGAAGAAGUAGACCAGUUUUUCUGAAACCUAGUGAUGAUAAUACUUUCGAUAGCCGUAAUGGCUCACUUGUUCUGGAGGAUCGCAUAACUGAAGAAAGAACUAAUAUAGUUGUAAGUAAUCCAUUCCUUGCACUUUCCAUUCAGCAGCAACGUACUCGACUUCCAAUUUUUAAGUAUCGCAAUCACAUUAUAUAUUUAUUAGAAAAAUAUCGCAUACUUAUAAUUGUUGGAGAAACUGGAUGUGGUAAAAGCACUCAAGUACCUCAGUACCUGAUGGAGGUUGGUUGGGCCUCAGAUGGGCGAAAAAUAGGCGUAACGCAGCCGAGAAGGAUAGCAGCAGUUACGUUGGCUAAUCGCGUUGCUGAAGAGAAAUCAUGCAGACUUGGUGCAGACGUUGGUUAUGUAGUUCGCUUUGAUGAUAUGACUGAUUCGGAAACUAAGAUAAAGGCGAGUCUUCUUGCUAUGUUGCAUAAUAUAUUGCCAUAA